AUGUUCAUCAAGCCAAUAGAAGUGACAUCGCUUCUUGUUCAGUCUAAAUCCACUUGGCAAGACCAUGCUGGAAACACUCAUUUUGUAUUGCAGUCUAAAAAGAAAGAUGCCAACAUCAUGCGCAGUCUGAUUACUGGCAUCUCGUUGGGUGUGGGUGCGGCUGUUGGAGUUGCAUCUUCAAGCCUUCCUACUUCUGCUGCCGGGCCUGGAACGAGUAGCAGCUCAGAUACUGCUUAUAAAAAGUCUUUACUUGAAUACGAGUAUCGCAUCCUUCUUAGAUUCAUUAGUCGCAAAGCCGAGUUUAUUAUUGCUGUUGACCACUCGUUUGAUAAGAUUCAUACUGACUGGAAUUGGGUCGAGCGGAACUUGUUUAUCAAGCUCGCGGAAAUUGACUCGGCCUGUUUAUCUUCCAAACCCAAUACAACUACCGACCAGAUUGAUAAUCUCCUCUACAAACAAUUUGGUGAAAUGACUGAAGAAUACGAAGAUCCACAAGUGGCGGGUGUCAUGGCAAAACUUCUCGACGUCAAAAAUCAACUGACCAAAGUGUUUCCUAGUGCACAGGACGAUGUAUUGUUGAAUUAUUAUGCUUGUACAUAUUGGGCAACAGAGUCUACUUCUGCACGCGGCGAGCUGUGUAUUGGCCGUAACUCAUUGUAUUUUUCUGGAUCACGACAGGCUGGGCAAGGGGAUCAGGAUGCAAGUAUUCCCAGCAAUGUUACCCUUCUUAUUACAUAUAGGGAUGUAAACUCAUUGGAGUUGGUCAAUGCUAAAAGAUUGCUACUACCAGAUACAAUUCAAAUUGGUGUUAAAGAUAAAGUAUUUGUAUUUGCACUUUAUUUUCAUCGAAAGGAGGUUUUUCGAAUUUUGACUAGCUUAUGCAAUGCUGCCAUGAAUCGCCUGAUCAAAGGCGCUGAAAAUUCAAUAUCUGCCUCAUCUGAAAUGUUUUCAAAAAACAAUUCAAACAAUACUGGCGAUCUUGCCAUCACUAGCUCCAAUAAAGGUGGUGGUCUGCUAAUGGGAAGAUCAAGAGAAGUAUUUGGAAUGGACGACAGUUCAGUAGCAAAUACAGCUUCGGCAUCAGAUAUGCUUGGAGUUGGCGAUGGCGAUCUUGGCGAUAUGUUUCAAGAUCAAUCGUUUGCUGAUCUAUCUGGUCAAGUCAAGGGAUCAUCUGCAAUAUCUGAAUCCACCCAGCAGCUUCAUCAAUCAGCUAGUACAUCUGUAAUGCAUUCACAAACUGCCUCAUCACACACUGUUGUUCGAUACUCGCAUAUCAAAACGGCUUUGGUCAAUACUCUUUCCGAUCUUGAUACUCAAAACAAAAACAUGGAGUUUCGUAAUCUUUUUCGCUUGUCCUACCAUGAAACAAUCACAAUGGAAGAAUCACCAUGCUACUACUUUCACAAAUUAACUUCUGUAUCUCAUACUGGCAGCAUGUAUCUAUCGCAGAAUUUUGCCAAUUUUGCUGCCCAUUCGGCUACUUCAUCUCCAUCUAAUGGAAACUCGACAAUAUCUACAUCGAUGCUAUUUGAUACAUCCCAAGAUCCAAAUAUUAUUUUUGUAAUUCCGUAUCCUCACAUUGUAUCCAUCAAGAAGAUGCCUGCUACAGCAAUACCAUUGAUUGGAAAGCUAUUGUCGUUUUCGCUGUCUGGGUAUGUAGUCAUUUCCACAAAAACACGCAGUGAUUUUUGGUUUGCAUUUUCAACUGCAAAAAGCCGGGAUCGAGUAUACGAGACGCUGCUUGCACAAAUCCGUACAGUAGAUUGGAAGUUUGAUGAUGAUGUAGUGGUGGGUGGUAGAAAUAGCUAUAAUCCUAGUAGCAUACCUCCGAAUUCAAAUCCUCUUGGAUCUUUUAGUAACAGCUCUACGGUCAUGUCAGAUCACGCUGUUACAUCACGAAGUAGCUCGUCACUAUCAGUUGCUUCAUCGCCAGUUACAUCACCCAUGCCAAACAUUCACAUGGUUUUAGGAAAUUUGAACGACACGGUCAAUAAGCUACAUCCGCUUAAAACUGGUCUGAAAUUUCUUGUUCCAAAAAUCGAGCGUGGUGGCAAGCCCACGCUUCAAGAUGACAUUCCGCACUAUGUUGCAAAGUGGACAGAUUACUUUGAUACAUAUGGUCGUGAUGUUUGUAUUAUCAAAGACAUGAAAUCUCUUUGUGAUCUUAUUCAAGAAACAAAUGGUGUACCUGAAUGCUUUCGUGGUGAUUUUUGGAUGCUGGUCUCUGGAGCAUGGUAUUCCAAACCCGAAUCCGAGUACUACAAACAGCUUUUAAUUGCUAACCAAUUUCGUGUCAGUCCAUUUGCAGACGAGAUUGAAAAAGACGUGCAUCGAAGUUUGCCUGAGCAUCCUGCUUACCAGUCUCAAUUGGGAAUCGAUGCUUUGAGAAGACUACUGACUGCUUUUUCGUGGAGAAACCCGGCUAUUGGAUAUGCUCAAGCACUAAAUAUUGUUGCCGCAGUACUGUUGCUGCAUUUGCGUGAAGAGGAUGCGUUUUGGAUGCUAUGCAUGAUUGUUGAGAGAAUGCUACCUGAUCACUACACCAAAACUCUUGUUGGUUCUGUUGUUGAUCAGGCGGUUUUUCGUCAGCUUGUUGAAACUCAUCUUCCACUACUCGCAGCACAUCUGGAUAAACUGUACAUGGACUUGUCUACCUUUUCAGUUCCUUGGUUUCUUUGCCUCUACCUCAACUCAGUGUCACAGAGUGUUGCCAUUAGGCUCUUGGAUAUAUUUUUUCUAGAAGGCCCAAAAUUUCUUUUUUGGAUUGCCAUGGCUGUAUUGAAAAUCAACGAAUCCAAACUGAUAUCCAAGGGAAAAGACGAUGAUAUUUUUGUAGCGAUUUUGAAGGACUUUUUUACACGAUUGGGGUUGCAGGAUUCUGGACGAGAUUCUCCUGUUGCGGGUGCAGCACCCGACACGCAGCCAGAUCUGUCCUCUGCGACAGGUCGACCUUUGUAUGAUUUGCUGAUUUCAACUGCAUGCAAUACUCUUGGUCCUCAGAUCACGUCGGAACUCAUUGAAUCACUUCGUAUGCGGUACAGACUCAAAGUAGUACACCAGAUGGAGGACACGAAUCGCAAAUCACAAGUACGCACGCUCUGCGAGCAAGUCACACUUUCUUUUGAUGAGGUGUCUGCUGCAUACGAUGAUGUGAGAAGACUAGAGUUUAUUCAUGGCGGGGAAGAAGAAGAUCCAAACGGACCUGCGUCACUGUUAGCUGAGCACGGCAGAGCAGAGGAGGAAGCAAUGAGGUCUUUAUUAGCUAGUUUGGGCGGAUGGGGACUGGUAAGACAAAUACCCAGAGAAUCUUGUUCGCGCGGCGUACCGAUUCCUGAUGGACAUGGUAGUAUUGCUUUUCCUACUCCUGCAUCGAUGCAAAACCGAGUGCUACAGGAAGCAACUCAAGGAAAAGAUCAAAGUAUCAAGAGCAUCUGUUUAUACGAUUUUCGUAGUGUGUUUGACACGGUCAGUCCAUGGCAGUAUGGGAAACAGGAAUCGUUGCGUAUUUUUAAGCGGGAUACACACACUGACUAUAAUCACAGCUACUCUGGUGGUGCAUCGACAGCAUCUCGUAAGCCAGAUGAGAUCAAACCAAGGAAGCUCAGUAUAAAUGGGGAUCAAGCAUCUUCGUAUGCUUCCAACUCUGGCACUACUUGGCAGCUCAUAACAAGUGCCAGCGAUUUAUCACUUACUUUAAUUAAUCGUAUCUACUUUUAUUGCUCCUUUCAGUACCACUUUGUACAAAAACAGAAGCGAGGGCAGGCUGAAUCGGCAGCCGCUGCUCGACAACAUUCUCGAUCUAUACCAUCAGCUGAUCGACCUAAACCUAUCACCGAGACAGUUGAACCAGGAUUUGUUGUUGAUCUUGCAGCAAUGGUGCAUGUUCUUGAUGCCAUCAUGAAGCAGCCGUUGCAUUCACGAUUACGGUUUUUGUUUGAUAUGCACGAUUUGGAUGGAGAUGGAUUCUUGAACAAAAUUGAGCUCAAGGCCGUCAUGGAUUCGUUUUUGGAGAUGUUUGAAAAGUCGCGACGGGAUGCUAAAAUCAUAGAUGACGCUGCUGGUGGGAAUGGUGCACAUCUGAAUCCAAGCUUUGAGCCUGCAGAAGCAUCCAAAGGAACACCGUCUGUCAAAGCAGAGGAUGAAGAAACCUAUCUGCGUGCAGUAAGCUCGUUUCUGAAUGCUGCGCUCCAGAUGGGAAAUAACAAAGGGGACGGUACAAGUGGUGUUGCAAGCAGUAUAAACGGCAACAUGGGCUCUGCCCAUGGAAUGAAGCGUUCUUCCAGUGUUACACCCGAGUUGACACAUGGCGUGCGACCACCUGCAUUCACUACACACCGGCAAGAUAUAUUAGAAGAAAGCGAUUUAGAAGAAAGUGCUUCUAGUAUACACUAUGGCGGUACAGCAGCAGAUGUGUCGCGACGUAGUUGGCAGCCUGGAUCGCAUCCAGAAACAGUGCCCACACCGCCACAACCUGGAGCACAUUCUCUAUCCACUACUGGAUCGACCGCUUCAUCUUCUGCCAUCAAAAAGCAGCAAGCCAAUGAGCCCGCAUUUUGGCUAAGUUUCAACGAGUUUUUAUUAGCAGUCAUGUCGCAGAGUGUGUUUGUACAGUACUUUGAACGCACGUGGAGUAUCCAUAAAGACUCGUCUGGGAUUGUACGGGUGACGUGGUGUAACAAAGCAUAA
Messenger RNA from Batrachochytrium dendrobatidis JAM81, 4686 nucleotides. RefSeq lists its product as uncharacterized. The record is from RefSeq and is a predicted model, not a curated record. Bases 1 to 4686 code for a protein of 1561 amino acids. Lineage: Eukaryota; Fungi; Chytridiomycota; Chytridiomycetes; Rhizophydiales. The transcript has 6 exons. Gene Ontology annotation, molecular function: calcium ion binding.